CAGAGUCCGUGGGGUCCCGUUGGGGACAGCGGGGGGGGACACCGAGGGACGUAGGUGGCCAUACUGGGGUCACCGGGCGGGUGACGGCCCCGCCGGUGAUGGCCCCGGUGGCGGCGUCCCCUCGCCCAGCCCCCGUGGGCCGAGCCCGGCCCAGCUCCGGGGCCAUGUACAGCCGCCGCCGCCACUCCCCGGGCCUCCGGUGUCCCCACGGCGUCCCCACGGCGUCCCCACCGCCGCCACCGCCACCCAUGGAGACCCCGGAGGCCAGCGGGGCCAUCGUCCCCCUCGAGGUGUCCCCAGAGCUGCUAGAACCGCUGGUGACUGUGGUGGCCGUCCUGGGCGAGCUGGGGGCCGCUGCGGGGGACGUCCCCCUGACGGGGACACAGGGCUCGCUGCGGGGCAAGCUGGUGGCCCUCGUCACCACCAUCAAGCAGGCCAUGGGCCACCGUCACGGCGAGGCCACCCGCCUCCGUCACGCCCUGGCCGCUGCUGGGACCACCGGGGCCGCCAUCGGGACCACCGUCGGGACCACCCCUGAGCCCGCUGUCCCCAGGGCCACCACGGGGGACGCCUGGGCUAACGUGGCAGCCGUCGUCCGCGAGUGGCGGAAGGCGGUGGCCUCGGCGAGGAGCACCUGGGACGGGGUGACACAGGAUGCCACGUGCCUGAGGGACGCGUGUGGGACUGUGGCCGCCACCGGGGCCACCGCCGAGGCCACCGCGGGCCACCUGGCAGCGGCGGUGGCCCGGCAGGACGGGGCACACCGGCAGCUGCUGUUGGACACCCGGGAACUACCGGUGGCCACGGAGUUGGCCGCGGCGUUCUCGGAGGUGGCAGCCCACAGGGAUCGGGUGGCCGAGGCCUGCGCGGGGUUGUGCGCGGCCACCGAGGCCACCGAGAGGGCGGCGGUGGCCACGGUGGGGGCGGCGGUGGCUGCGGAGCGGAGGCGGCGAGCGGCGGCGGCCGGCGGAACCCUGGAACGCUUGGUGGCCGCCUGUCACGGCGUCACCCGCUUCUACCGUCACCUCCAGCACCUCCUCGAGGCCAUCGAGGCCAGCGUGGCCCUUACGGCUGCUGGAUGUGGUGGCCCUGAGGGGGGACGCGGUGGCCCUCAGGCUCCUGGGGUGGCCCAGGAGGCCCCUGGGGUGGCCCGGGAGGCCCCUGGUGUCCCCGAGGACCUGAUGUCAGCGGUGGCGGUGGCCGAGAUGCUGUGGGACGCCAGCGCCCACCUGGCCCAAGGUCACCUCCUGAAGACACUGGGGGUGGCCCGGGGCCUGCUGGUCACCUUCGGUGUCCCCGAUGCCACCGCGGCCGCCACCGUGGCCCAGAACUGCCGGGACGCCACCGCCGCGCUGCCGGGGCUGCUGCGGCGGGGACGGCGGUAGGUGACCGCGGUGGCUUUGCUGGAGGGGACCGGUGGCAUUAACACAUCACCGCCGCAGCCCUGGUUUUGGGUCAC
Phalacrocorax carbo (great cormorant) is the source of this 1459-nucleotide messenger RNA. Lineage: Eukaryota; Metazoa; Chordata; Aves; Suliformes; Phalacrocoracidae. The record is from RefSeq and is a predicted model, not a curated record.